This is a messenger RNA of Saccostrea echinata, 1614 nucleotides long. Its product is annotated as leucine-rich repeat-containing protein 24-like. Gene Ontology annotation, molecular function: protein binding. The coding region runs from base 1 to 1614 and encodes 537 amino acids. The transcript has a single exon. The record is from RefSeq and is a predicted model, not a curated record. Lineage: Eukaryota; Metazoa; Mollusca; Bivalvia; Ostreida; Ostreidae. Gene Ontology annotation, cellular component: extracellular matrix.
AUGGAAAACAAAAUUGCUAUAGGAAUAAUAUGUACAGUAAUUGUAGUGAAUUGGGUGUUCGUUGAAAAUGCUUGCCCGUCACAAUGUCAGUGUUCCAAUAUUUCUGCUAUCUGCCGUCCAGUAAUAAGCAGAUUCCCGUCUGCUUUACCAGCAGAAAUUAACAAUUUACACCUAAGCGGUACUUUUACCUCUAAAAACAAUUUACCAUCUAUUGAACGUGCUUCGUUUUCGUCUUUACCGAAUUUGAAAAGGCUUUAUAUUGCUUUUAGCAAUGUGGAAUCCAUUGCAGAUGGCUCUUUACCGUCAUCAUUGAUUACACUGGACCUCUCCUCCAAUAAACUUGGUGAAAUUUCGGAAAACACAUUCAAAGGAUUGAGAUUGCUUAAAACUUUGCAUUUGUCUGGAAAUAACGGAACUGAAAUAGCUCUCUCGGCUUUCAAGGAUUUGACCCAUCUGACAGAACUAUACCUCGCAGAAAUGGGUUUGACAAAGCUGGAUAAACGCCUGCUUAAUCCUUUAGGUAUGUUGAAGACUUUAGAUCUUCACGGAAACAAUAUCAAACGACUAGAUUGGAGUUUUACCACGACCAGUAAUAACCUAGCGUACAUCGAUAUAUCUGGGAACUUGUUCACCGAACUGUCAAAUUCAAGUGUGUUAACAUUGCCUAAAAUUAAGACUCUGCGUUUAGACGGUAAUGAAUGGCAUUGCAGUUGUGCUUUAGAAUGGGUAAAAGUACUUCCAAGUCCGAUGCCAGAAUCUGUAGUAUGUACCUCACCAAAGUCUUUGCAGUAUUAUUCAAUUGUGAAUGCUCCAUCUUCACAGUUAAUAUGUGUACCUGCAUCUGUUAGCUGUACAUCAUCUUCGUUUACCGGUAAAUAUCACACUCAGCUGGAGAUUUCAUGCACAUUUGGAGGGGAUCCUUUUCCAGAUAUCAUCUUUACAAGACCGGAUGGAACAGCACUGAAAUAUUAUAACUACAAUGAAACAAAUUACGUCGUGUCUGAAACCGGUGUCCUUACAAUAAAGUCUCUGGAUGUUGUUGACGAUGGAAAAUGGACGCUUAAGGCCAAUAACGUAAGAAAAGAGAACGAUGUGAGUCUGACUGUGACUGUGACCGACAUCCCGACAACCACUACAACCACCACCACAACUACCACUACCACCACUCCUACCACCACCACCACCACUCCUACAACGACCACCAGCACCACCACCACAACCACCACCCCUAAACCAACCACAACCACCACUCCUACCACAACCACCACAACCGCUGUCAAAACUACAAUGAAACCAACAACCAACACCACUCCUGCUCAGAAACUGACCACCAAAAAGUCGACUCCAAAACCACCAGUACAGGACAAAACGACACCCAAACCUGCGGAGGAUAUGUUCUCAAUGAAUACGGUGUACAUGAUGAUUGCCGCGGCGGGGGGAAGCGCCUUCAUUACCUCAAUGAUCUGUCUUGUGAUACAUUGCUGCACAAGAAAGAAAAAACCGCCCAUGCCAGAAAAGAAACCGAAACAAGACCUAUUCGACACCGUCCGGAAUUUAACUCCAAGACGCACUCGAAGGGUUCACAAUAUUGGUAAUUAUGAAGAAUACGACUGA